Messenger RNA from Saccostrea echinata, 2582 nucleotides. Its product is annotated as clathrin heavy chain linker domain-containing protein 1-like. The coding region runs from base 1 to 1887 and encodes 628 amino acids. Lineage: Eukaryota; Metazoa; Mollusca; Bivalvia; Ostreida; Ostreidae. The transcript is spliced from 10 exons. The record is from RefSeq and is a predicted model, not a curated record.
AUGACCAUGUUAAUGAGUCAGGUAUCUAGUCGUGCAUCAACACCUGGGGGCUAUCCCAAAAUUCCUCCAAUCAUUACCAAUGAAUGUGAUCGUGUUUUCCUUUCUGACUUAAAUGAAUAUAUUGAAGAUGAAAUAAAGAAAGUGAGCAGUGAGGAGGCAGAGCAGAGAUACAUCAUAUACAGGAAUGCAUUUAACAAGAUAAUUGAGUAUGUGACAGCAUAUAAGCCCUUACUAACAUCCAUCAAGAAGGAAUAUGAAUACACUAUUGAUUCAAUCAGAAAGGGACAACGAGAGACUGAAUAUUUAAAUGGCAAACUGAAAGCCAUGGCCUCUGAACCAUCUACCAUUAGAAAUUACAAAAAGAGAGCCGAUGAACUUGAAGAGAGGAUUACUAUAAUUGAAAAGGACAAUGAAAAACUGGAACAACAAUUACAGGAACUGAGAUCUAAGAGACAAAAGAGAGAAGAGUUAGAAAGGGAAGUGGCAGAACCUCCUAAGAGAGAACUGAAAAAAGACAGAAGACUUAUACCAGGAUUAUCAUUGGAGGAAGCUACUGAUUUAAAUCUGCUCUAUAAGAAUUUGGAUAUAUUAGAUCGACAGCUAAAAGAUUUAAACAUAAGUUUUAGGACUAGAUAUGUGCCUAAAUCUCAGAAAGUAGACUUUAAAAACAAGCUAGAUACCAAAGUGAAUACCAGAGAUCAAUUGUUACGUCAAGGUCUGAUCUACAGAGCCAAGAGAUAUAGACUUAAAAUAGCAGUGGAGGCUGCUCAGGCCUACAACCGCUUCAAACCACCUCAUCAAACUGUUGGGGAUGCUGUUACAUUUGCUAUUGCACAGGCUACUGGACUCCAGGUCCAAGAGAAAGAAGCAGGACAAGAACAGAAUCAGGGGGAGGGAGAGAAGAGAGAUGGUUCUCCAAGUGCCACCACUACCACCACAUUUGAAGAUGAUGACCCCAACAAGGAGAAAGAGGCAGAAAUGAUGCUUGAAUAUAUUGAGAAAUUCAAUGAACUGUUUGAAGAUGGGAAAUAUGAGGAGGCGGCUAUUCAUGCUGCCAACAGUCCUAAAGGAAUCCUCAGGACUUCUGCCACUCUAGCCAAGUUCAGAGAUGUGAAGGUUAGACUGACCCACCGAUCUCCCCUCCUGGCCUUCUGUGAUGCCAUCAUGGCCUCUGUAGCAGCUGUUGGGACCAAGCUAGCAAGUGGACUCUCUACAGAAUGUGUAGAGUGUGCCUUAAAUGAAAACCGACUAGAUCUUUUGUCUCAUUGGAUAUCACAGGAUAGACUGAUGUUGAGUCAUCAGAUCGGAGACUUGAUAAGUGAACACUGUAGCUGUAAGGUACCCUGUAAGUGUGGCUGCCAGGCCCUAGCUCAGAAUGUCUACACUAAACUCCACCUCCAUCACCAGGCCAUCAUCUGUCUCCUGAAGCAGGGCAGGGUCCAUGCAGGAAUUGAGUAUGCCAAACACAAGUCUCCUUUUACAAAGGAGAUGUAUGUUGAGGUGUUAAGGAUGUGUCCAUCUUUACAACUUAUGCAAGCCCUUGUGGCAGAAGAUGACCAGGGAUCAAGACCUUUACCUAUUGGAGUGGUCAUUUUGACCGUGCUAGAAAAUAAUAGCUUUGAUUUGGUUUUACCAUUUAUUCAAGAAUUACAGAACACAAAUACAGUCGAUGAUCCAAACACUAGUCUGUUUCAUGCAGCAGUACUAGAUGACCUUGAAACCAGUACAGAUGAGUGGGACAGUUUGGUGAAGAUUUUACAGGACCAGGGUUAUGAAGAAACCGCCACCAAUGUCUUGUCCACUGUCACUGUAAUGACUGCCAUGAAAACUGUUCUGUACAAGAGCCUAGCAGAUGACAGACCUGAUAGUGCUGCCACCCAGGGGUGAAUGCAAGGUGCCUCCAUCUGGUGGUACAUAAUCCCUACUUUCUAGCUUCCAGAAAUGGACGUUUCUGUGAUACUAGAAACAGUGAAAAAGUGAACUUAUAUGACUGGACAGUGAAAUAAUGAGUGCCAGGCAUUCAAAUUUGAUUAAAGACACUGUUAAACUUUCCAACUUUGUUUAUUUUAACAGAUUAAUUAAUUUAUUAAUCAUUACUUUGCAGUACUACCUUCAUGAUCUUGGUCAACCUUUAUUUUGUUCCUUCUCUACAUUAAAUUAAGCUGGAUACACUAAAAAGUUUUAAUCUGUAUCUUGAAACCAGUGUCAUUUAAUUCUAAAGUACUUAAUAUUUACCACUUAACUACUUACAUUUGAGUUCAUCAUUAUGCAGUCAUGUCAAUUACAUUUCCUUAAUAAUGUUGUUAUUUCCGUUCACUUUUUAUGAAAUAUCAAAUUGAGUAAGUAUUAGUAUAUGAUUACAAUAUCAUGUUAUAGAAUGUGCUCUACAGAAAAUUGAGAACAUUCGGUUUAAUUUACAAUACAAAACUGUGCAUUUAUUUAUUUUUUCUCUUAACGUUAUGUUGCAACCAUUGAGAAGCAUACAGCCAUUAUACACGGCUGAUCAGUUAUCGAUAUUGACAUGUAGGUGUGUUAUUCAAAAUGUGUAUUCUGUCAAUAAAACAACGAACUUAAACAUAGAA